This is a messenger RNA of Porites lobata, 3404 nucleotides long. NCBI's taxonomy places the organism in Eukaryota, Metazoa, Cnidaria, Anthozoa, Scleractinia, Poritidae. The record is from the annotation of a GenBank genome assembly.
AUGGAGCUUUGGUGGAUCAUUUUAGCUGGUUGCGGAGGCGGACUUCUCUUGAUUGCAUACGUGGGUUUUGUCAUCUAUAAAAUUGUUCGUCAUAGAAAGAGGUAAGACCUGUUUUUAACGGCUAAAAAGCUUUAGAUAUAAAUUAAAAGUACGCCUCCAUAAAUGUCUAGCCGGUGACGCAGAGGUUAUAAUGCAUAAACCUUUAUCGAAGCGGUGGAUAUUUGAAAACCUAUCAUUAUUUGGAACGUUCUUAUACAGGAAGCCCAAGCUUAACAAAAAUAUGAAAUAAGAAACCUUGUAUGGCGUAUAACUUUAUUAAAUUAUUAUUGUUGUUACUUACGAUUGUAAAUUAUUACGUAAUAGAACCUGUUAUAACUUCCCCCUUUAAAACGAUAGUUUUUUCCAGUCCUUUGGCAUCUUGUUAUACCAGGGCAAACAAGAACUCAAACGUAGGUGUAAAGAAGGUCUCAGGUAUUUAGAAUAAUUAUUCAUGAAUCUCCAUAUGUCACCUGUUUAUUACAGCUUGGACACGAAUUUUCAUGAACUUAUCGCUUAUAUAACGGGUUUUCUUGAACUGCGACGUAAUAACGCAGUUGCUUCAGAGUUUUCAUGGAGUUCUUGCAGGUAGUGCUUUAUUUCUCGCUGACCGGCGAAAAAUAAAUUUCUGCACAUUCACACCCACUGCGUGUAAUAUAGUUCAGUCCAGUAAAUUUUUAUGUGCAAUAGAUCACAUUUGAGAACUGCGGAUGAAACCGAAAGAUUGUGGAUACAUACGAUCCCCGAAUCCCGGUCACUGACGAAAAGGAUUUGGUUGAUAAUGUGGGCAUCCACAUUCAGUUCAGUCUAGUCUUUUGUUUCUCCGUUGUCCUCCAUCUUUUGGCCUGUAACUAAACUAACUUCAGUCCUAUAACCUUGGAAAUCCGUCAAAACAUAUGUAUAUUCCCAAAAUUUAGAGCUUGUAAAAUGUCAGACUGCGAGCCGUCUUUACUUGGUCUUUUAGUUGGUGGGAUAGUUGGUACAGAUGCGCGUCUAGACCUCCCCUCUCGCGUGAAAUCCCUCCAUUUUCGGAGCGACCGUUCGCAGUCAAGCAUAAAGCCACAUGUUUACAAACAUAUAAACAGAAUUACUAGUAGAACAAACUUGCUUGUUGUGUCUUUCAAAGGUUUUUCAUUUAUUGCGUUCUUAAUUUCGGUUGCAGGAAGUACCAAAGGGACCCGGAGGGACUGACGGACGGUAGAGAUUGGACAGUCCACAUACACGAACAUUUCGAAAGAAGAGUAGACGGUCUGUGUAUGGAUACCAUUUCAGGUUCGGCUAAGCUUCGUCGCAAGCCCAUUAUUCCAGGGGAAGAGGAAGCUGUAUUACAAUCUAUUUUCAAGGUAUCAAGCCCACCAAAUGUUCCAAAAGACAAGCACGACGGCCCACAAAGAACAUCAGGCGAUAUGUCACGAUUAAACGGGGUAACUGAACCUGGUAAUACAAGUCCUAAAGUAAUCCAAAGAUCUGAAUACACCUGGGAGAAUUUACUACGUCAACCGAGUGAUGUGAGGAUGACACGAAGCCACACCAUUAAUUAUGAUCUCACAGACUACAGAUCACAAAUGAGGCUGGAUGCAACAACUCGUUCUUUGAAUUUUGACAGAGACCUCCAAAGACGGCAGCAAAAAGUUAGAAGUAAAUCCCUUAGGGCACACAAAUCCCGUGAACCAGAAUCAAACAACUUAAUUUCUGUCGACGAAACAAUACCAUUUACCAGAAUAACUGUCUGCGAGAGAGCUGGUCAGGACAUUCACAAAAACGAAAGCUCGGAAAAAAGCCCUCUGUGCACAAAUACUAUGAAGACGGCGAAUGAACACAGCAAAAGCGACAGGUCCACUGAUAAAAGCAGACGAGUUAGCCGAUCAGGGUCUGUACCAUCUGUGCGAGCCAGGGAAAUGGUCCUACAACGUGAAGGAGACGUUCUUCCACGAGAAAGAAGUGAAUCUCUCCGAUGGAUUCCAGAGCCUGAUUAUCAGUUGGAGUCGAUGGAGGAAAUUGUAAAAAGUGUAAAUAGCCUUGACACAAAAGAACGCCUCGAGAGGAGUAAUCGAAACAAGGAUCUAGUUAAUUUUCAAGCAAAUAAAACCCAAGAUGUGAAUAAAACAAAGAGGAUCAGCAGAUCCGGGUCGGCGCCUUCCACCCAAGCCAAGGAAACAGUAAUGAAAAAUGAAGCGGACGGACCCCAACGGAAAAGAAGUGUAUCACUUCGAUGGAUUCCAGAGCCAGACUACCAAUCUGUCACGGUUGAUGAGCUUGUCUCCCCAACUCAAUCUACCGAAGAAGAUUAUCACAGACAAAAAGCAAUACGCAGUGAGUCUGGAAGUGGGGAACUAGUCGGCAUUAAGAAAACAGAAAAUUUGGACAGAAAUAAGAACGAAUCGUCUAGUCCUUUCAGCAAAGACGGUGGUGAUUUUGUUCGUAAAUUCUCAAUACCGGGUGUUGCCCAGCGUAUAUCGACAGAUAAGGCUUUAGAGAAAAGCCUUGCCACUGUAAGUGACUUACAUAAUGAAGAAGCGGGCUUAGACAAGGAUCGCAUUCAGGCUUUCGAUCAUCAAAUUCCACCAGAAAGGCCAAACUCUGGCCAGUACGAAGGUACUACAGCCAAACGAAAUACAGUUGAUGAAAGAGCAGCGAACCAAGAACAUUCCAAUAGCAACAGAGACCCAGAAACACGGGUAAAUCUUAAGAAAACACCAGCAGCAGAAGAAAAGAGACAUGAAUAUGUUAUAGGGAAUACCCAAAGUGUCGUAUCUUCUGUUAAUAAACCAUCAGAAGUCGCAUCGAUUGGGAAAAUGAAAAUCGUAAAAAACGAGACUCGCCCUUGGAUGGUCAGUCAGGAAAGAACUCUCAAGUAUCCAAUAAAAGACAAUUCCGCGACUGGUUUAAAUUCAACUUCCACACAGCCAAAAUCACAACCGACGUCGACGGGAAAUGCGGCUUAUGAACACAACAAACCUGACCUGGGGUCACGUCUAAGCACAAGUGACCUGGUAAAGGCCGCUUUGAGGAAUCACACCAAGAGCAACGACUUUAAUAACAAUAACGUAGUCACUAUGCCAUUAACUACAACAGCGCCACCUUCAGACAAUCAAGUUCUGGAGGUAUCAGAUAUAGCCCUCAAAGCAGACUCGAGUUUGGCAGCAACCGACCUAAACCCGAAUGUCUCAACACCAAGAGAUAACGACGCCGGUCUCACACUUGAAGAAAGGAAGAAACAUUGGAAGCGUGAGCAGAUAGUCGAUCAGCUACAUAGUGCUCGACAAAAUAACGUAAACCAGAACUUCAUAUUUGGAACGGGUCUAGCGUACCAGUCUUGUAUGCCAGAACUGCAAAACAAACUAAAACAACUAACAAUGACAAAGUAA